Molecule: messenger RNA, 2153 nt
Organism: Tachyglossus aculeatus (Australian echidna)
Lineage: Eukaryota; Metazoa; Chordata; Mammalia; Monotremata; Tachyglossidae
Gene: PLCXD3
Product: phosphatidylinositol specific phospholipase C X domain containing 3
Exons: 3
Coding region: 1-969 (322 amino acids)
Biological process (GO): lipid metabolic process
Cellular component (GO): synapse
Molecular function (GO): phosphoric diester hydrolase activity
Source: RefSeq, a predicted model, not a curated record
AUGGCUUCGUCCCAGGGCAAGCAGGACCUGAAACUGGCCGACUGGAUGGCCGCCCUGCCGGAGAGCGUACACGACGCCCCGCUCACUAACCUCGCCAUCCCAGGAUCUCAUGACUCGUUCAGCUUCUACAUAGACGAAGCCUCCCCCGUUGGCCCGGAACAGCCAGAGACCGUCCAGAAUUUUGUCUCCGUGUUCGGGACGGUAGCCAAAAAGCUCAUGAGGAAGUGGCUGGCUACUCAAACGAUGAAUUUUACCGGCCAGCUGGGGGCCGGGAUCCGGUAUUUCGACCUCCGGAUCUCCACCAAGCCCCGGGACCCGGACAACGAACUCUAUUUUGCCCACGGCUUGUUCAGUGCCAAAGUCAAGGAGGGCCUGGAGGAGAUCAAUGAGUUCCUCACCGAUCACCACCAAGAGGUGGUCUUCUUGGACUUCAACCAUUUCUACGGGAUGCAGAAAUGUCACCACGAAAAACUGGUCCAGAUGCUGAAAGACACAUUUGGGAACAAAAUGUGCCCAGCUAUUUUUGCCCAAGAAGUCAGUCUAAAGUACCUGUGGGAGAAGGAUUACCAAGUCCUAGUCUUCUACCACAGCCCUGUGGCUUUGGAGGUUCCCUUUCUCUGGCCCGGGCAGAUGAUGCCGGCGCCUUGGGCAAACACGACCGACCCAGAAAAGCUGAUCCAGUUUCUCCAAGCGUCAAUCACCGAGAGAAGAAAGAAGGGCUCGUUUUUUAUUUCUCAGGUGGUGCUCACUCCCAAAGCGAGUACUGUGGUCAAGGGGGUCACCAGUGGGCUCAGAGAAACCAUCACAGAAAGAGCACUCCCAGCCAUGAUGCAGUGGAUCCGGGCCCAGAAGGCGGGAGAGAGCGGGAUCAAUAUCGUCACUGCGGAUUUUGUAGAACUUGGUGAUUUUGUCAGCACGGUCAUAAAACUCAACUAUCUGUUCGACGAAGAAGAAGCCAACACCACUUGAUAGAACUGUCUGUGUUCAUUGUGUAUGGAAUCGAGAUGGUAUAUUGAAUUAGGCGUAUUCUCUUCUAACAUACAGAUCUUCCUACACCACUGAGUUUGAGGUAUUUUGGGUUUGUGGCGGGUGGGGAAAGGGGAAGCAUUUUUUCAGUGAUCACACCAUGAUUGGCAUUCAUAUCAAUGUUUGUUUUCCAUCAGAGGAGCAAACCAGGUUCUGCAUUAUGGGAUUCGGGAUACAAAGAUCAGGUUUUCCACGUUUAAGUCCUGAGCCUUACAGUUCAUUGUCAAGGAAUUCUCUAUUUUCAAAAUUUGGACAUAUGCAAAGCCGGACGAUGAUUUAAAACUGAAACUUCUCUCGGCAUUAAGGUGGAGGAAUGGCAGCUUAGAACUCAACCGAUCAGAUGCCACACAUCCCCUGAAUUGAAUGGAGGGGUUCAGAUGUGUUACUUUGGCAGACUGAAUUCACACUGCAGGCAUGACCUUAUAGUCAACAGCAAACGGGCAGACACAGACCUAUUCUUAACUCCUAGACAAUAUUUACCCAGAGAUGUACACCUCUUUCAGCUAUCCGUCAGUCCAUCCACCACCAUCGAUUUGUGUGCAGUGAAGAUGUGGUUGUGGCGUCUUCAGUGUCUCUAUUUAAGGCAGCUAUAAAUUUCACUUUCCUCUGGGGAAAAAUUUGCUUAGAAAAAUGCUUAUUUGAAGGUAGAAAUCUCUUAAUGGAUGACAGAUGACAUUUACUAUUCUCCUACUGCUGGGAAGUUGCUGAACGAGAGUAGGUAACUUGAGAUCAGAAACCCAAGGUUUCCUGUUGCCAAAGAAGAUGGAUGUACUUUCUCCACCCUGAUUGACUAAAAACUCAAACUUGCUGAUCCAUACCUGUGAGUCUCCCCCACUGCAGAAAGGAAGGGCCCAGAGGGUUUUCAAAAAAUUGGAUCCAAUCUGCAGAUGAAGUGGAUGUUGGCUUUAUGGGAGUAUUUCUCCCCUACCCCAUCCCCAGGAUCAGAAGGCUAAGUGCUAAAUGGUGAAGUUCAUUAGCAGAGAGAGACUUUGGGUCCAUUUAUCCAUUUCUCGCUCUGGUAGCUACAAUCCCACAUGGCUGGCUACACAAUGGAAUUCAGUCAAUCCAUCAGUCGUAUUUAUUGAGUGCUUAUUGUGUGCAGAGCACUGUACUAAGCCCUCAGGAAA